AUGUGCACUGAAGGUCCAUCAAGCAGUGGGGUUCCGCCAGUGAUAUUUGCCGAAGGUGUUAGUGCUGGUGGUGAAUCGUCGCAGGAUACUUCCGUAUUUCUCAACUGCAAUUUUCGGGUUUUGUCGCAGUCAGUGUACAUAUCAAACAUAAACUUUCGUGAAUGUUCAUUUUCUGUUUAUACAGAACUUUCUUUAGUUCCAAUUCAUCCCGAACAACGAGAAUUGCUGCUUAAUAUUGGAUGUGAUGCGUUAUUACCAAACGAAUUACCGGAGGGGAACGGUGGUAGAGUCACUGUCAAUGAUGAGGAUGCAAUUUAUCUGCGAAGAGAUCCUUUCCGAGUUCUCGGAAAAAAGUGUGAGCGAAGUCUUCGUGUCUUAUCUAGCCAGAUGUAUGAGGUCUUAGAAGACUCAGAGGGCGAGCUUCGAAUAAUCGUCCCAGAGAGUUGUUAUGAUAGUAUGGACGAACAGAUGGUCAUUAAAGUUGGUAUUGAUGUGAAGGUCAUUAACCCAAAGCAUGGCAUCCACUUUGUAUCUUCGUUUGGCAAGGAUGAUACUAUGGAGAAAGGGGCGCAUGUAUAUACUCACAGGUCAAACGUGAUUUCGAGCACUCGGUCUUGGUUGCCUUGCAUGGAUGCACCAGAUCAGCUAUGUCUUUGGCGCAUAGAAAUUACUGUUGACGCUUCUCUAACAGCCAUUGCGAGUGGCGAGUUGCUACAUAGCGAAUAUUCAGUAGAUAUGCGUGAAGUGACUUAUCACUAUCAACUCCUUAUACCUACAUCCGCUGUAAACAUCGGGUUUGCUGUGGGACACUUUGUACCACAUGUGCAUCCUGAGAUGUCAGAGAUUACUGCGUUUGCGUUGCCAUCUCUGUCUCCGCUGGUUAAGUAUACAACUUCUACAGUAGACAGAGUUUUUGAAUUUUUUGAAGAGUUGUUGUCAUGUCGAUUUCCAUUUUCCUCAUACAAACAAGUAUUUGUUGAUCAGGUUGCCGAAGAGAUAAACUCUUUCUCCGGCCUCACAAUAUUGUCUGUAACUGUACUAUACCACAAAAAAAUUUUGGACUGCGUUCAGGAGACAAGGCAGUUACUUGCACAGGCUGUUGCGGAACAGUUCUUUGGCUGUUACGUUUCUGCUGCCCAUUGGCUUGAUUUUUGGCUGAUGAAGUCGCUAUCGAAGUUUUUUACUGGACUGUUUAUUGAACGUUAUUUUGGCACCGCUGAAUAUCUCUUCCAGAUCAAACGAACAUUAAAUGCUGUAUGUGACUACGAAAGUCGGUGGGGGAUGCUUGUUUUGCGUCCUAUGAAAAAUGAUCCAAAAAACAAGUUUGAAUGGCAUUUUGAUCCACGUAAUCCAUUCACGUGUUCGCCGCUCUAUGCCAGUGUGCUUUUCAAAAAAGGUCAUUUAAUAAUCCGCAUGUUGAAUAGACGCUUAGGAAAAGAACCUUUCUUUCAAGUAGUGCAGAAAAUUCUUAGUGUGACAACCCAGUUCAGCCAAAAGCAAACUGAGCCGAAGAAUUGGCAGCACAUGACAGUGUCGACACAGUCGUUUUUUCGAACAGUUUCUAAUGUUACUGGACAAGAACUCCCGACUUUUUUGGAGCAAUGGAUUUAUGGUGGCGGCCACGCAAUUUUUCAGGUUGAAUAUUCUUUUAAUCGGAAAAGAAACAUGAUAGAGUUGGAAAUUAAGCAGGACCCUAAGGGAAGUUUAGGGAGGCAAAGUUAUGUUGGACCAGUCACUGUUGUUGUUCAAGAACUUGAUGGUUCCUUUGUUCAUACAAUACAAAUAGACACUGACCAUUCAACCCAUGAUCUCCAGUGUCACUCUAAGGGUCGUCGUCAGAAAAAAAAGAAAAUACCUCUUUCAACUGGUGAAGAACUGGAAAUCGACUUAACAAACAUGGAUUUGGACUCGCCAGUUUUAUGGGUUAGGCAAGUGCUUGCCAAAGAAUUUAUUUUAGUGAUUCGUCUUGACAUCAGUUCUGAAGUUUCUUUCAGGAUUGAUCCAGAUUUGUUACUCCUUCGUAAAAUUAAAAUUCAGCAGCCGAUUUAUCAGUGGGAAUACAUGCUAAAAUAUGAAAGAGAUGUACUCGCUCAACUACAGGCGCUAGAAAUACUUCAGCGUUUUCCGAGUUCGCAUGUUCGUUCAAUAAUACUUGAAGCGAUUGAGACAGAGGGCUUUUUUUAUCGUGUUCGUUGUCGGGCAGCUCUUUCACAUACUGAAGUAGUAAAUAAGCUUUCGGAGACGUGGCUUGGUCCACCAGCGUUAUUAAUCUUGUUUAAAAAGCUCUACGGAUGCAAAUCAGCACCUCAUAUGCCGAAGUCUAAUAAUUUCGUUGUAACUGCAGCUAACUUGGAAUUAUAUUUUCUGAUGCAGACUCUUCCUCAAGCUAUGGGAUAUCUUAGAACUCCUUCGAAUACAGCUUUAGCUGAGGUGCAUCGUUUCCUUCUGGGACUAAUUUUGUAUAAUGAUAAUUCGAUCAACAGAUACUCUGAUGACCAUUAUCGCGCAUCGCUUAUUAAAGCUUUAGCCGCAACUCUUGUUCCCGUUGACAAUCUUGGUGAUAGCGCUUCUCCUGAUUCUUUAAAUUCCGAUAUGAAGCAGGUUUUGGGGGAAUUCACUCAUGCUCUAAACAUGGAUACUCUAAAGCCCAGUUUUGGGCGUAUAGUUGGUAUAAGCGCUUUAAGAGCAAUCUACCAGUUGCGACUGACGGCGUUGGGAUGCUUAGUUGACAUAGUGCAUAAUGCAAAAACACCCGAUGCCUUCGUUACUUUGUCUCGUCUCAUAGACAUGUGUGUUGAUGAUAAAGAGCCGGCAGUACGGUACCAUCUAGCGACUUUACUGUGCAUUCAGCCGCCGUUUUUUGCUUCAACCUUGUCAGAACCACACCAAAAAUGCGACAGCGCUGAAGUUUCCAAUUUUGCAGAACGGUUGUGGUCGAUAAUAACAGCAGAGAAGACAGAGUCCCGCUUACGGAACCACCUGAUCGAUCUUUGGUUCCUCCUUUAUGGCAACGGCGUUCCUGCGGCUUUUAAGGCUGAUGGUAAGGAUGAUGGUAAGCCUUCAGCCUCGAGUCCAUCGAUGAAAAGGGAAUUUAAAUGCCCUUUUGAAGAAGUGCUUAAUUCUGUUGAAGUUCUUGGUGCUUCAUCAUGGCAUAGCGUUAUCUUGAACAUGAAUGAGUUGGACUCAAGCAGUGAAAACCGCCCUGAUGCAAUGACUGACGACAUGUUGCAGUGA
Molecule: messenger RNA, 3234 nt
Organism: Enterobius vermicularis (human pinworm)
Lineage: Eukaryota; Metazoa; Nematoda; Chromadorea; Rhabditida; Oxyuridae
Source: the annotation of a GenBank genome assembly